This is a messenger RNA of Aspergillus ibericus CBS 121593, 1120 nucleotides long. Its product is annotated as tropomyosin. Gene Ontology annotation, molecular function: actin filament binding. The transcript is spliced from 3 exons. Gene Ontology annotation, biological process: mitotic cytokinesis; actin filament organization. NCBI's taxonomy places the organism in Eukaryota, Fungi, Ascomycota, Eurotiomycetes, Eurotiales, Aspergillaceae. The record is from RefSeq and is a predicted model, not a curated record. Bases 143 to 628 code for a protein of 161 amino acids. Gene Ontology annotation, cellular component: actin filament; actomyosin contractile ring.
UCCUGCCUACUUGCUUCCUUGCACAUCUCUGUCUGGUUUCUCGCUGAGCGAAAGCCUUCUCGGAUUUUCCCAGCGACCGUCUACUUUCUGCCAUACAUAUUCCCGCUUUCUCGUUGCAAAUAACUUCCUUUCGUUGCCCAAAAUGGAUAAGAUCAAGGAGAGAAUGAACAACCUCCGCCUCGAGGCUGAGGAGGCCCAGGAGAAGGUCGAGGAGCUCAAGACCAAGGUGAAGACGUUGGAACAGGAGAACCUCGCCAAGGAACAGGAGAUCACAUCCCUCAACCACCGGAACCAGCUUCUGGAGGGUGAGGUGGAGAAGCUCGAGACCUCCCUGAAGGAGGCCAAGGAUUCUGCCAACCAGAGUGCCCAGCACGAUACCCAGAACGAGGCCCUUCAGAGACGUCUGCAGCUGCUGGAAGAGGAGGCCGAGGAGGCCGACCGGAAUCUCCGGGAGACUAACGAGAAGCUCCGCCAAACCGACGUCAAGGCUGGCCACUACGAACGCAAGGUGCAGGCUCUCGAAGCGUCCCGUGACCAGUGGGAGAGCAAGUAUGAGGAGAUGGCGAAGAAAUACGCCGAGCUGCAGAAGGAUCUGCACGACCUCGAGGUCUCGAUCAGCAACGUCUAGAGAGAUGGCGCCGAGCCCCGGAAGAUGUUGGAUUCUGCCUUCUUCUUUUUGCCAAAUAUACUUUUACCUUUGCUUUCCCAUCCUGCACAUCACAGUUUGAUAUAUCACUUCCUGUCGGCAGGAGACGGAUUUAGUCGUAUCCUGUCGUCGUGUCAUCUAGCUGGCUUUAUCCUCUUCAUCAACCGGCCUCUCCGCCCAUCCUCGUGACCCUGUCUGGCUUUUUAUUAUAACAUAUUAGUCUUUGUGAAGGUACAUAGAGCAUAUUUAAUGGGGUUGCCCCUCUGGUUUCUGUAUUCUUAACCGAAUGGUGGUUCAUAUGAGUGCCGUGCUGUGCUGUAUAAGACUGAAUAUCAUCAGCGUUCUCGUCGAGCCUUGGCCUUCCUGUGAUUCGACAAGCGUUCUUUCGCCCUGGUAAGCUUGCGUUCUUCCUUGCUUUCGUAACGGAACUUCUUCUUCUUUUUCGGCUUGGUAUCGGCCUUCUUCUUUUUGCUC